AUUAAAAGUACGAAAGGGGAAGAAGACUCGAAGAGGUUCUCUUUGUUUGGGCUUCGGACAAAGAUUAAGUGAACACUCAAAAGAAUAAAAAUCACAAAUUUCUUGGUUAAAACUUGUUUUGCGUGAAGAAGAGACCUAUCAUCAUCAUCAUCAAGUGACCCUAAAGGUAUUUGCUUUCAAUUCAAAGUGGCGGUAACUGGUUUAAGGUGAAUCUGUGUGCUUUACCCACUUCGCGUCAUUCAAAGAAUCAAAGCUCUUCUCUCUCUUUCCAACUUCAAUUCCCUUGAUUCCAUGGCCAUCUCUGUAACGCUUUGAAUUACUAAAGUCCCUAAAUUUCCGAUCUUUUCGUCUUUGUCUCCCCUGUUUCGCGAGUUUCUGUUGAGUUUGUGUCAAAACCCUAAUUUUGACUUCAGCCCUAAUUCGAUUCUGGUUUCACACUCAUAAAUUUCGAAGCUUUCCGUGUUUUUGAUUCGCAUGAGGAUUUGAGUAAGCAAGGAAAAAGAUGUCAGUGGAGAGAUCUAUUGAAGCUUGGGAAGAGGUUCAACGACAUGGGCAAGACUUAGCUGAUCGACUUGCUCAAGGUUUUACAGGUUUGAUUCAGAUAAACCCACCUUCGUUUCCAUGGCCGCCUGUCGUUACAGAGAUGAACCUUCACAAGGCAAAACUGUUCGAUAUCGAGUUCCCAAGUCAACAUUUCAGUGUUAUUAAGGAUUCUAGUUUUGGUAUUAUUAAUCAACCAAUCAACGGUGUCUCUGCGAUUCUCGAUAUUGGGAAUAAGAUUGGUCAAGCUGGUGUUGAUUUUGGUGCUGGAUUGAACGUUAUGGUUCAGCAGUUCUUUAGGAGGUUGCCUUUGCCUAUACCGUUCCUGCACGACGGGAAUAACAACCUUGUUGUCUCUGUGGAGAGUGAAAGGAGCCAUAUGGCUUAUGUGAACACAAAAGGUGAUUUGGGAUUGGCUGCAGAACGGUUGAGGGAUUCAGGGUUUUCUAAAACAGAUGAUACUGCUUCUGUUACUAUGUCUGAGGAGGAAGUUGCUGAUUCCUAUCUAAGAACGGCUGGAUUGCUUGGAAAAUCGAAGGGAACAAUUGAUAUGUCAUCAAGUUAUGACAGUAGGACAAAUGGUAUGGAACAUUCACUGGCAGCCAGAGGAGACCUCUGGAGGGUAGAAGCUUCACAUUCGAGUUCUACUGCAAGCGAUGGAAAUUCGUCUCUCUUUCUUCUCCAGCUUGGACCACUCCUCUUUCUACGCGAUUCAACGCUUCUUUUACCGUUACACUUGUCAAAACAACACUUGCUCUGGUAUGGAUAUGAUAGGAAGAAAGGUAUGCAUUCACUCUGUCCAGCUAUAUGGUCAAAGCAUCGAAGGUGGCUUAUGAUGUCAAUGCUCUCUCUCAAUCCUUUAGCUUGUUCAUUUAUGGAUUUGCAAUUCCCAAACGGGCAGUUGACAUAUGUAUCUGGCGAAGGACUGACGAUAAGUGGUUUUGUGCCUUUCUGUGGCGGUCUUCUUCAAGCACAGGGCCAAUAUCCAGGAGACAUGAGAUUUAGUUACUCUUAUAAGAAUAAAUGCGGAACCCGAAUCACACCAAUGGUACAUUGGCCUGACAAAUCAUUUGCUUUGGACCUUGCUCAACCCUUGGCUUGGCGUAGAUCUGGACUACUGAUGAAACCGACAGUUCAAGUCAGUGUAUGUCCCACAUUCGCUGGAAGCAAUCCCGGGAUCAAAGCAGAAGUUAUUCACUCGUUGAGGGAUGAUUUGAAUCUGAUAUGCGGCUACGCGCUCAACGCACAUCCUUCAGCAUUUGCCUCUGUAUCUUUGGGUCGGUCGAAAUGGAAUGGGAACAUUGGACGAACGGGAAUAGUUGUUAGAGCUGAUACUCCACUUGCAAGUAUUGGCCAGCCUUCUUUCUCUGUCCAGUUUAAUAACGCUUUCGAGUUCUGAAUCUUUCCGCAAUAAUCACAUAGAAAGAUUACAGUUUACAUGUACAUAUGUUCGAAAAGACUGUUUUUCCCUUCGGUAACUUUUGUAUAUGGUAGUUUACUACUCAGUUAACUCACAAGUCUGUGUCUCUGUAAGUCUGGCAGAUAUUUUCACCACGUUAAAGAUUACAGUUUCACAUUGCUUGGUUU
Camelina sativa (false flax) is the source of this 2127-nucleotide messenger RNA. Lineage: Eukaryota; Viridiplantae; Streptophyta; Magnoliopsida; Brassicales; Brassicaceae. The record is from RefSeq and is a predicted model, not a curated record.